AUGAUGGCGGCGCCGGGCCGCGGUUCCCGCCUCCCGCUGCUGCUGCUGCUGCUGCCGGCGCUGGCCGCCCUCCCGCCGCCCGCCGCCCCUCAGCCGCCGCCCGCCGCCCUCCGCGCCGGCCACGCCGCCUCCUCGCUGCCCGCCGCCGCGGCCGCGCCGCGCACCAGAUACCUUUUGUAUGAUGUAAAUCCUCCUGAAGGGUUCAACCUUCGCAGAGAUGUCUAUGUUCGCAUUGCUUCCCUUCUAAAGACCUUGCUGAAAAGUGAAAACUGGGUGUUGGUUCUGCCUCCCUGGGGACGCCUUUAUCACUGGCAGAGCCCCGACAUCCUUCAGGUCCGGAUCCCUUGGUCCGAGUUCUUCGAUCUCCCAAGCCUCAACAGGAACAUCCCUGUCAUUGAAUAUGAGCAGUUCCUUGCAGAGUCAGGUGGGCCCUUUAUUGAACAGAUCUAUGUCCUACAAGGCUACGCAGAAGGAUGGAAAGAAGGAACAUGGGAAGAAAAAAUAGAUGAAAGGCCGUGCAUUGAUCAGCUUAUGUACUCUAGAGACAAACACGGGUACUACAGGGGAUGGUUCUGGGGUUAUGAGGAAACGCGGGGCCUAAAUGUCUCUUGUUUGUCUGUCCAAGGAUCUGCCUCUAUCGUGGCUCCCAUCCUUUUGAAGAACACUUCAUCACAGUCAGUGAUGUUAGACAGAGCUGAAAACCUUCUUCAUGACCACUACGGAGGGAAAGAUUAUUGGAAUACCCGCCGGAGCAUGGUGUUUGCUAAACACCUCCGUGUGGUGGGAGACGAGUUUAGAAACAAAUAUCUUCAAUCCACAGAUGAGGCCGACAGGACUCAUUACAAGGAGGACUGGACACAGAUGAAGGUUAAGACGGGCACAGCUCUAGGUGGUCCAUACCUUGGGGUUCAUCUCAGAAGGAAAGACUUUGUUUGGGGUCACAGAGAAGACGUGCCUUCCCUGCAAGGAGCAGUAAAGAAAAUCCGCAGCCUCUUGGAGAUGAAUAAACUUGAAAAAGUUUUUGUAGCCACCGAUGCUGUCGAGGAGGAGAUCGAGUUGCUCAAGCAACUGCUGCCCGAGAUGGUGAGGUUUGAACCCUCGUGGGAGGAGCUGGAGCUUUACAAAGAUGGGGGCUGGGCCGUGAUCGACCAGUGGAUCUGUGCACACGCAAGGUAUUUUAUAGGCACCUCAGUUUCGACGUUUUCUUUUCGGAUCCACGAGGAAAGGGAGAUCUUGGGAUUUGAUCCAAAAACAACUUACAACCGAUUUUGUGGUGAAAAAGAGAAAAGCUGCGAGCAGCCAACUCACUGGAAAAUUGUAUACUAAAAUGCAGAGAAAUCCAAGGACUGCAGUACUGGUGAGCUAAAAGAAUAAGGGAAAAACAACGGGGAAAUACCUCCCUUUGACCAAACUACAGCUCAGUCGUCUACCCUCAGUGUUUACUUGACAUUUGGGUUUUGAAGUACAAGCAAUACUCAUCUUCUUAGUCAGGCAUCAAUGAGAGAGAGAGGAGUGAAGUCAGCCUGGGACCCAAUUCUCAGCAUAGCUCGGAUUAAAGAACAAUACCACGCACUGCAACUGAGAUUUGAAAGGCAAAACUUUAUCCUGACACGGCGUAACAAAUGAAGUCUAGCUCUCUGUGGAGUUCUGAGGAGGAAGAGGAGCAGUUUUAACGUUUACAAAUGUAACACGGCCGCGUUCUGUCCUGCACCUCUGCCUUUCCUUUUCGUUCUGUUCAGUGUUUGCCUCUGAUGGCAAAAAAAAUCCAUCUCGGUUCUGUGACCUGCACUACGUGAGCUGCAGAUUGUGCAUAAAUUCCUUGGGGAGAGCUUCCCGUUUCAGAUAGAGGCUUGUGAGCGUACCGACGGUCUGAUGCGGUCAGCGCUGGAUGAGAGAAGAGGAGCUGGUACUUCCACCUGAGCGCCAGCUGCUUCCAGCAGUCUCAGUGGGUCUGGGCCGAGAGGCACAGAGAUGGGGCUGCUAGGGCGGGAAGAGCAAGGUUGUGUUUCUUCUCUAAGGAAACUUUUGGGGUUUUUUUGUUGUUUUUUUUUUCCGCCCCCCCCCCCCCGUUGUCUCCCAGAGGCCUCCCAUCUGCUGGUCUGAUGCAAAAAUCAGCGCCCGUCUGGGAUCGCCCGGGCGCUGGGCUCGGUGCUGCGUCGCGCGGGUUUUCACGCCGACGGGCUGGAUCGUCCCAGCAACUCGACAAAUGAAUUUUCUGCGUGUCUGCUCUCAGCUUAGGCAGGGGAGGAAACCGAGGCCGGUCCCAGACAGCAGGGGCCGUUGGGCCCCCAGAUUAGGGGUGUAAGCGUCGCGGGCGGGAGCCGUGGGGGCGAGGGGGGGGACUGGUGGUGCGGGGGAGGAGCCCCGGGGGGGGGCAGAGGGAAAGUGAGGGGGGGUUUGUACAAGCACCAGUUGUAGCUCCUGUAGUCUCCCGACUGCUGGGCGUUACUCAGCUCCAUUCUGUGCUUCAGGUGGGCCUUUCGCCCUGCAGGUCUGCCGGGCUCUGUUAAGCAGGAGAAACCUUUUCCAGGCGUGGACUAGGAGACAGAUUUCAAAAAGGUGAAGCGGUCAUUUUUCCUUAAAGUCAGUUUUACAGGCUUACCUCGCUGUUAGCUGUCCUUUCAACUUCCUCUUGGCUUGAGUAGGAGUACGUAGAGCCCUCCUGCCCUGUGCAGUGGCCACUUCACAGGUGCUCCCACACAGUGAGGCGGUUUCCUCCCGUGCAGCUGCAGCAGAAGCUGCGCUGACCUCUCGGGCGGUAGUAGCAGCAGCUCUCCUGUUCUUACCAGCUGUUUGUUGUCUCUCCGUGCAGCGGCUGAGCCUCUCUGGCGACAGAGUGGGGAGCCCAGCGUUCCAAAGCAGUGCCUUUGCCCACCAAGUCAAACGCCCUCGGUUAGCCUGUGCGCCAUUCUAAGCGACGGUGGCGUUUUGCGUGUGACGGAUACCUCAUUAAGGAAAAUAAAAAGCUUUGUAGCAUUUUA
This is a messenger RNA of Tyto alba (common barn owl), 2981 nucleotides long. It is a transcript of the gene POFUT2, whose product is annotated as protein O-fucosyltransferase 2. The record is from RefSeq and is a predicted model, not a curated record. The transcript is spliced from 9 exons. Gene Ontology annotation, molecular function: peptide-O-fucosyltransferase activity. Gene Ontology annotation, biological process: protein O-linked glycosylation via fucose. Bases 1 to 1326 code for a protein of 441 amino acids. Lineage: Eukaryota; Metazoa; Chordata; Aves; Strigiformes; Tytonidae.